Messenger RNA from Cucurbitaria berberidis CBS 394.84, 3890 nucleotides. Its product is annotated as RdRP-domain-containing protein. Lineage: Eukaryota; Fungi; Ascomycota; Dothideomycetes; Pleosporales; Cucurbitariaceae. Gene Ontology annotation, molecular function: RNA-directed RNA polymerase activity. Gene Ontology annotation, cellular component: nuclear RNA-directed RNA polymerase complex. The transcript has 8 exons. The record is from RefSeq and is a predicted model, not a curated record. The coding region runs from base 48 to 3770 and encodes 1240 amino acids. Gene Ontology annotation, biological process: siRNA processing.
CGUACCAUGAUCUCUCACCUUUAGCCCUUACGCCCAACUGUGUCAAUAUGGAGCUUUUCAUGCACAAUCUACCUCCACAUAUCACCGACAAUGAGCUAAAAAGGCAUCUGACGCCCUUGGUGAAUUCUCUCGGGAUCAGGGACUGGAGCUGUCAGAAGCAGCGGAAGAAGAAGUUUGGAAACAUCACAUUCCUAUAUGCCAAUGACGGCACGCGAUUUCAGAAACAGACCCCCGUGGUGAUACUAAACACCCCCGCCUACUGCAAGCCUAGCAAAUACGAUCCGGAUCCUUUCCUCCUAAAAAGCUUGGCCAAGUCAGCCGAGGAUCGUCAGGAAGCCGAACAAUAUCAAUAUCCCCAUAAGGCAGCAAAUGUGGUAGUCGCCGUUCAGUCGUUUUCAUGUGGUUAUUACAGCUACGUUGAUAACAAACUCGUCUAUUCACCCGAACUAGAGUGGGAGACGGAAAGAGGGAUUGCAAAGUUUGUCAAAAAUACACUGAUAGUCACGUUCGGUGGUCCUGGGCGUCCGAAGCGUAUUGAGAUACCUUAUCGAAUCGUCGAGGGGAUUAUCGUCUCGACACAGCUGCGAGCCUUGACCUUGACAUUGUGGGAAACCCCACGAUUGUUUGAGGAGGCCGAUCAAGAUUUGGCUAUGCUCAUGGCUAGUCUAGGAUUCCAACAACGAUCCCACGUCCCUUCGAGAACCCGACUUUCUGAGCUUCCACACAGUACACAGAGUCACCGCGCAAUUUCUGGGCAGUCACUAGUCUACCGUAUGGUACUAUCGGCUGCAGAAUUUGGCAAAACCACCAAGCAAUUGCUCGAGUUGGACUGCUUUGCAAUUUCACACUAUAAUUUCCCAGCAGUUCCGUUACAUGCACAAAGAAGCUUGGUAGAAGGACUGAAGUCUUUCAACAUGGCAGUUCAAGAGUUUGCUGAUGUGCUGCCAUUCAGCGUGCUCUAUCAAUUAGAGGCCUUAGUAAGGAAUGGAUUCCUCCUCCCGUGGACGGUUGAGACGCUCCUGAUACGGAUGGCGACGAUUACAAAGGGAAAGCAGAAACUCAACAAGGAAGAAAAUGCCAGAGUGAGCUCUGUCCCAAAUACCAAGCAACUGCCAUACGAUAUGAAGCGAUGUCCAAUCUCAGCUGGGGCCGUGAAGAAGCUGUUCUCACAAUUACCCUUCCCUAGCCUUGAGGUUGACGCUUCCACAUUUGGGGUUAGCGAGAUCUGGGGAUACCUCGAGGACAACGAGAAGGAAAUUCGAAAGGGGCUUGGCAUGAAACUCAUAUCAGAGAGAGCACGUCAAAACCUCACCGAGGUCUUUAAGGUCAAUAUCACGCCAACUGGAAUGACUUUGCAGGGGCCCGAACCUGAGGCAAAGAAUCGCAUACUACGGCGGUUCCCCGACCACACCGAGUACUUUAUUCGGGUGCAGUUUUGCGAAGAGGAUGGAACAGACGUCCAAUUCAACUCGAGAGUCUCUAACGACCGGAUCUAUCAGCGGUUCAAGGAUGUUUUCAAGAACGGUAUCGCUAUUGGUGGAAGAGUGUACGGCUUUCUGGGAUUCUCCCAUUCCUCGCUCCGGAGCCACGCAGCCUGGUUUAUGGCUCCGUUCGUUCACGAGUCCAAGCUUCAGACCUACUUCUCCAUUAUAUCCCACCUUGGCCACUUUUCCGACAUAUACUCUACGGCUCGUUGCGCCGCUCGAAUCGGGCAAGCAUUCUCUGAAACCCCAGUCGCGGUUUCGCUCAGUGCAAACAGCAUCCAGAACGAUUUACUCCCAGAUGUCAAAUCGAAGGACGGUAGUCGAGUCUUUAGCGAUGGCGUAGGAACAAUAUCCCAACAAGCUAUGGAAGCUAUUCAUGCAGUAAUGGCCCGGCGAAAAGCUCUUCCCACUUGUUUCCAGAUUAGGUGGGGUGGCGCGAAGGGUAUGCUUGCGCUUGAUGCCCGCCUAGAAGGCAAGGUGAUGAUGGUGCGUCCUUCGAUGGUCAAAUUCGAGAGUAACGAUAAGGCAAACCUCGAGAUUUGCGAUAUGGCUAACAAGCCAAUUCCCCUGGUGCUAAAUCGACAGACAAUCAAGAUUUUGGAAGAUCUGGGCGUGCCUAAAGAAUGGUUCUUUCAGCAGCAGAAUCGAGCCCUGCGUCGCCUCCAACUGAUUACAGCUCAUAUAGCCAACACUGUUGGAUUUCUCCAAAGACAGAAGAUUGCUGAUAGCAUCGGAUUCCCACAGCUGCUCAGGCGACUGAGUGAAAUCGGAAUUGACUACCGGAAUGAUCGUUUCCUCUGCUCGGUAGUGGAAACAACAAUUCUCUGUGAGCUGCGUUUACUGAAGCAUAAGGCGAGAAUACCGAUUGAAAAAGGCGUUACGCUCUUUGGAAUCAUGGAUGAAACGGGCUAUCUCGAAGAAGGAGAAGUAUACGUGACCUUCGAUGAUGCUGACUUUAUUAGCGGCCACAUGUCAGAUCUUGAUGGGUUGGAGGUCAUUGUCACCCGCUCGCCUGCUUUGCACCCAGGCGACAUACAACUGGCCACUAACAUCAUUCCACCUGACUUCCAUCCGCUACGGAUGUUGAAGAACUGCAUUGUAUUCUCGCAGAAGGGCAAAAGAGAUCUGCCUAGUUGUCUCAGUGGAGGUGACUUGGACGGCGACCUCUACGGCAUCAUAUGGGAUCAGCGUGCCGUAAAACAGUGCAAUUCCCUCUACGAACCUGCCGACUAUCCCCGUGUUGAGCCUCUAAACCUUGGACGGACAGUUACUCGUGAGGACAUGACCGACUUUUUCGUGCAAUUCAUGGCAACGGAUCAACUUGGCCUCAUCGCUGUGAAGCACAUGAUAUUAGCGGACCAGAAAGAUGCAGGUACCGCGGAUCAAGAUUGUUUGUUGCUAGCCCAGAUGCAUUCGACCGGUGUUGAUUACUCAAAAUCGGGCAUACCCGUUGAUAUGUCAUUGUUCAGGCAACUCAAAUCGAACAAAUACCGGCCUGACUUCCUUGCACCUGCCCCGCCCGCCAAUAUACAGGACCGAACCGAGAUCUUGUUCGAUGUGCCAACUGCCCCAUCAGCCAACGACAACGACGAAGACGAGAAUCCUGGGCCGACCCACCUCUACUAUCGCUCCGAUAGAAUCCUUGGACUACUAUACAGAGCGAUUGAUGAGAAGAAGAUCUGGUUUGAGAACAUAAAGUUUCCAGUCCACCACGGUGUUGGCGUCUUCGAUGGGCUCUUUAGCUAUAUCAAGUCAGAGUGCGCUAGCAAGCUCGGAGGGAUCAGUUGGACGAGUGCCAUUACAGAAAAGGCAUGGGAAAUUCGGCAUGCCUAUGAGGGCGCUAUCGCUACGACGACCCUGGAUUAUUCAGAACAUGCUGCCAUCAGUAUCACAGAACUCGAAGUCUUCACGGGUAGCAUCUACAAUAGGUCUGGUGUCCAUACACGUCGUCAACGAGACAAGUCCCUUCGUCUUAGGGAUGAGUUUGAACGUAUUGCAAAGUGGGCACAGGGUGUCAUGCGCAAGCGCGACAUAGCAACUGAAGAAGAAGGACAAAACGAUGAAGCAGAUACGCCUGAUGAAGCCCUUGCUCUUAGUCUUGCCUGCCUGCAUGUAGGUUGUAUCAAUGACACAGGCAAAUCUUCCUCGGACUUGGUGCGACGUGGGGGAAGCCCGUUUUACAGCUUCAAGGUUGUCGCUGCCUGUUGCGCGGUAAAGGAACUUGAUGCUGCUAUCAGACGGGCAGAAACGGUCAGUGUAGAAACUGAAUUUGCUAGCCUGACUUGACUGCUCAUGCAAGCGGGCGGCAUUGUCGUCUUAAUAAUCCCUAGCCCUAGGGGAGAUGAAAUAUAACAUUGACAUACGUUUCCUUCGUUGAUAAAAGUCUACGAGUAUAACAACUGCGGU